This is a messenger RNA of Diabrotica balteata, 342 nucleotides long. The record is from the annotation of a GenBank genome assembly. NCBI's taxonomy places the organism in Eukaryota, Metazoa, Arthropoda, Insecta, Coleoptera, Chrysomelidae.
AUGGCUCCUAAAAGAAGUGAUAUCUGGUUUCAUAUUGAAAUUUUAAACGAGAAAUGUAAUGCAAAAUGUUUGUAUUGCAAACAGAUUUUGUCGACAAAAAAUGGUUUAAUGGGUAAUUUGAAUCGUCAUAUGAAGACGAAACAUUCUACAACUAGUAUUUCCAGGAAGAGGGUUACUGGUGUAACAGUAUCUUUGGGACAAACCCAAAUACAAGAAACAAGUAUAAGUAACAGAGACUAUAAUUUAUCAAGUACAAGUACCGGUGCCGAUACGAUGUCUGGUGUUAGUGUUUAUAGUGAAGAUAACAUUGAACCUAACCUAAAAAAACUAAAGACUAAAUAA